CAUUUCCAUAGCCAAAUUUCCUAAACUAUAUCAGUGGUUAAAUGAGAGUAAAUUUCCUAUGAAUUAAAAUAGGGCCUUGAAAUUUUUUAAUAUUGGUAUAUUUAAAAAAUAAUGCCAUUUUAUUUGACAGAUGGAAUGUGGUGUGAUAAAUGUAGUACUAAUUUCAAACAUAAAUCAAUAAACAUUGGUCUCUAGCUAUAAGAGAAAUUCUAUAAGUAGAAAAAUUGACUGACCCCCACCACCCAUAGGUGCUGUCCUGCUAUGGAAUCCCUUUGCUCAGUUUUCUCCUGUCCAAUCAGGUGGAAUGUUUGACAGGCACAUGGUUUAUACAGCUCAAAAUAACUUGGGACCUGUGAGCUGACAAAUGCUCUGGCUCCGGUGGUGACAGGUUGUCCAGCUUCUUACAGCCAUCUUCACUGAAACUAAGGUUAACUCCUCACUCUCUAUGGACGGCUGCUUUCUAUUUCCAAGGGCGUGAAGAAUUUACUUUUUCUCCUGUGCAUUCAUCUGAAAGUUCUCCUUGGAUAAUUAUCAUCACAGUGGAGUGCCUGGGCUGGACAUUCUCAUCUGGGUCAACUAAAAAAAGAAAGCAUGCAAGACGACAGCAUAGAAGCUUCUACUUCCAUUUCUCAGCUUCUCAGAGAGAGCUAUUUAGCAGAAACUAGACAUCGGGGAAACAAUGAGAGAAGUCGAGCAGAGCCUUCCUCCAACCCUUUCCACUUUGGCAGCCCUUCUGGAGCUGCUGAAGGAGGUGGAGGCCAAGAUGACCUUCCAGAUCUUUCAGCUUUUCUGAGCCAAGAAGAAUUAGAUGAAAGUGUCAAUCUGGCAAGAUUGGCCAUCAAUUAUGACCCUUUGGAGAAAGCAGAUGAAACUCAAGCUAGAAAACGUCUUUCUUCUGAUCAGAUGAAACACCCAUCUAAAUCCAGUUUUGACCCUGACUUCCACCAGGAUAACUCUCGAAGUUCUAAAGAGAGCCCUCAGGAGGCACCAAGGCCGCAAUAUAGUUCUGAGGCCCAGUCCAAAAAAGUAUUCUUAAAUAAGGCUGCUGAUUUCAUCGAAGAGCUGUCCUCCCUUUUCAAAGCCCAUAGCUCCAAAAGGAUUAGACCUCGUGCCUGCAAAAACCACAAGAGCAAACUGGAAUCUCAAAACAAAGUUCUACAGGAAAAUAGCUCCAGUUUCUCAGCUCUGUCAGAAAGAAGAGAAAGAUCUUCUGUUCCCAUCCCCAUCCCUGCAGAUACUAGAGAUAAUGAAGUGAACCAUGCCCUCGAACAGCAGGAAGCCAAGCGGCGUGAGGCCGAGCAGGCUGCCGGUGAGGCAGCAGGUGGGGACACCACCCCAGGGUCCUCUCCUUCAUCCUUGUACUAUGAAGAACCUCUGGGGCAACCUCCCCGAUUCACUCAAAAGUUAUGGAGCAGAGAAGUUCCAGAAGGAACCAGAGUACAGUUGGAUUGCAUAGUGGUAGGAAUUCCACCACCUCAAGUAAGGUGGUACUGUGAAGGCAAGGAGCUCGAAAAUUCCCCAGACAUCCACAUUGUCCAGGCAGGAAAUCUGCACUCACUGACCAUUGCUGAAGCCUUCGAAGAGGACACAGGACGCUAUUCCUGCUUUGCUUCUAACAUCUAUGGGACAGAUUCGACGUCUGCUGAGAUUUACAUAGAAGGGGCUUCUUCUUCUGACUCAGAAGGGGACCCUAACAAGGAAGAGAUGAAUCGAAUCCAGAAGCCAAAUGAGGUGUCAUCUCCUCCCACUACUUCUGCAGCCAUUCCUUCAGCAGUACCCCAAGCCCAGCAUGUGGUGACCCGGCCGAGUGUGUCAACCAUCCAACAGUGUCGGAGUCCUACCAACUAUUUGCAAGGACUGGAUGGAAAACCCAUCAUUGCAGCUCCUGUGUUUACAAAGAUGUUACAAAAUUUAUCAGCCUCUGAGGGUCAGCUGGUUGUCUUUGAAUGCAGAGUAAAAGGAGCUCCAUCUCCUAAAGUUGAGUGGUAUAGAGAAGGGACCUUGAUAGAAGAUUCUCCAGAUUUUAGAAUUUUACAGAAAAAACCUCGAUCCAUGGCAGAGCCAGAGGAGAUUUGUACUUUGGUCAUUGCUGAAGUAUUUGCAGAAGACUCUGGGUGCUUCACGUGUACUGCAAGCAACAAGUACGGCACAGUGUCAAGCAUUGCACAGCUAGAUGUAAGAGGAAAUGAAGACCUCAGAAAUAACGGGGCUCUUCACUCGGCCAACUCCACCACCAAUCUGGCUGUUACUGAGCAACAGCCGUCCCCACCCAACCCACAGCCCCCUUCUGCGGAACACCCCCCUAAGCCCAAACUCGAAGGGGUUCUGGUGAACCACAACGAGCCCCGGUCCAGCUCGAGGAUCGGGCUCCGAGUGCACUUCAACCUGCCUGAAGAUGACAAAGGAAGCAAAGUGUCCCCUGAGGGCGGCGUGGCGACCAGCAACCAGACCAGGCCUGAUUCUUUCCUGGACAGAUUCAAUGGACAGGGGCCAAAAGUCCCAGAGCCUUCCUCACCUGUCAAAGAGCCCCCUCCCGUCCUGGCCAAACCCAAACUCGACUCCAGUCAGCUCCAACAGCUUCACAACCAAGUCUUACUGGAACAACAGCAGCUGCAGAACCCGUCUCCUUCAUCUCCUAAGGAGUUUCCGUUCAACAUGAGUGCUUUGAACUCCACCGCUCCCGCAGCUGGGAUGACGUCCAGCAGGCACGUGAAGGCCCCCGCCUCGCAGACGUUCAGCUUGGCCCGGCCGAAGCAUUUCUUCCCCUCCACGAGCACCACCCCGGCAGCCUCGUCGCCUUCCAGCUCUCCAGUGUUCACCCUGAGCAGCGCUCCUCAAACCAUUCAGAGGACAGUGAGCAAAGAGAGCCUCUUAGUUUCCCACCCCUUCUUGCAAACCAAAUCCCUAGGAGGAGCUUCCGUCCAACACGAGCCCCCCGCUCCAGGUCCAAUAGAGCCAGCACAACCGCCAUUCACAUUUUCCAUCUCCAGCGGAAACCAGUUCCAGCCCCGCUGUGUGUCCCCAGCUCCUGUCUCUCCCACCAGCCGGAUUCAGAAUCCAGUGGCUUUCCUCAGCUCCGUCCUGCCUUCUCUUCCCGCCAUCCCACCCACCAAUGCCAUGGGGCUGCCUAGAAGUGCACCGUCCACGCCAUCCCAGGGACUAAUGAAGAAAAAUACAAAGUCUCCCCAGCCAGUGAAUGAUGAUUACAUUCGCGAAGCUAAGAAUGCAGUGAUUCUAGACCUGGGGAAAAAAGUGAAUUUCAGUGAUAUCAGAUCAAAUCAGCAGGAGUACAAAAUUUCAAGCUUUGAGCAGAGACUGAUGAAUGAAAUAGAGUUUCGCUUGGAACGUACCCCGGUUGAUGAAUCAGACGAUGAAAUCCAACAUGACGAGAUCCCCACGGGCAAGUGCAUUGCUCCCAUCUUUGACAAAAGACUCAAGCACUUUCGAGUCACAGAAGGCUCUCCAGUCACAUUCACCUGCAAAAUUGUUGGAAUACCUGUUCCAAAGGUCUACUGGUUCAAAGACGGGAAGCAGAUUUCAAAGAGGAAUGAGCACUGCAAAAUGAGGCGAGAAGGAGACGGGACAUGUUCUCUGCACAUUGACUCCACCGCCAGUGACGACGAUGGCAACUAUACGAUCAUGGCUGCCAACCCCCAGGGAAGAAUCAGCUGUUCUGGCCACUUAAUGGUACAAAGUUUGCCUAUUCGCAGUCGACUAACACCUACCAGUCAGUCUCACAGAGGAAGGUCCCGAGUGCAAGAAAGAGACAAGGAGCCCCUACAGGAACGCUUUUUCCGACCACAUUUCCUGCAGGCUCCUGGGGAUAUGGUAGCUCAUGAGGGGCGCCUCUGUCGGCUGGACUGUAAGGUGAGUGGCUUACCGCCCCCAGAGCUGACGUGGCUGCUCAAUGGCCAGCCUGUGCUGCCAGACGCCUCCCACAAGAUGCUGGUCAGGGAGACCGGAGUCCACUCUCUGCUCAUCGACCCACUCACUCAACGUGAUGCGGGGACCUACACGUGCGUUGCUACCAACAAGACAGGACAGAAUUCCUUUAGUCUGGAGCUCACCGUAGUAGCCAAAGAGGUGAAGAAAGCCCCUGUGAUCCUGGAGAAACUGCAGAACAGCGGAGUUCCCGAAGGCCACCUGGUGAGGCUGGAGUGCCGGGUGAUAGGCAUGCCCCCACCCGUGUUCUACUGGAAGAAGGACAACGAGACCAUUCCUUUCACCAGAGAGAGGAUCAGUAUGCACCAGGACACAACAGGGUAUGUCUGCCUCCUCAUUCAGCCAGCCAAGAAAUCAGACGCCGGAUGGUACACACUAUCAGCCAAGAAUGAAGCUGGCAUCGUGUCGUGCACUGCGAGGUUGGAUAUAUAUGCUCAGUGGCACCAGCAGAUCCCACCGCCCAUCUCCGUCCGGCCCAGUGGCAGUCGCUAUGGAUCUCUCACCAGUAAAGGACUUGACAUUUUCUCUGCCUUCUCCUCUAUGGAAAGCACGAUGGUGUAUUCAUGCUCUUCUCGAAGUGUAGUGGAGAGCGAUGAACUCUAAGAAGGCCUGGGUGCCUGCCGUGUCAGGGGCAGACUGGAGGGGGAAGGAGGACAAGCCAGAGCCAGUGUUUUCCAAGCAACUGGAUCUGAGAAAGUUCCCACGCUGCUGGACCUGUGGCAAGGAGCGCUUUGUGCAAGUCAGCUGGCGACUCUCGCAGUCUCGGCUGGGGAGGAGAUGUAGGGCUGUGCCUUUUAAAGAUUCCAACAAAAAUGUGAGAAGACAAUAACAGAUGAACCAAAGAUGCCGUGCCGCGGCCAUCCACUGCUUUGGGAAAAAGCUAGCGUGCUCCCCUCCCCCAUGCUGUGUUAGGGAUGUUUAGGCCCUACUAGGAGCAAUUAGGGGCCGCCACAGGCUUGGGCUGAGAGGGGUUAGGCGGUAGUGACCUUAGGUAUCAGUAACUCACCCAACAGUGCAAAGGGAAAAGAUGGAGAGGCCUCCAUCGCCUUUCACCAAUGACAUCCGUAGCUGUAGUUUUGGUGGCUUCAUUAAGUCAGCUUCUACUUCGUAUUAGGAGAGCGUGCCAUACAACUCACAUAUGUGGAGAAACAUUUUUGAUUUGUUUAUCCUGGGUGUACUGAGCUACAAAAUAAGGUGCCAACAUGUGCUUGAGAUACAAAAUCGCUGAAACACUCAGUGUUGCACAGUGCACUAAUGCUAUAGCCAAAACAGGGCUCCACCCACCUGUCCGCACCAUUUUCUUUAGGAUGCAAUGGUGAAUGGUUUUUUCUUUCUGAAUUUAUAUAUCCCUAGACUCUAGAACUAAGGGAUUGUUAAAAAACAAACAAACAAACAAACAACCAGAAAGAAAUCUUCUACGGGGACACUUUUAAAACUACUAGCUUCAAUUGCCACUUGCAAAAUAUUCAGGAGUCAUCGUCUGCCCAUAAAUACGACGACACUCGCGCUCCUCCCCUCUCCCCAAAAGUCUGGAAGUGUAUGAGGCAGUAAGGAAGAAAGAGACACAAACAAGGGGAGGCAGGGGAGGGAGAGCUCUUCACUUGCCCCGUGGAGCAGUGGUUGUGGAAGGAGGAGUUUUUAAUAGUUGUGAACUGCUUGGGGAUCAUUAGUCAAAUUGCAUUUUCUAUACAUAAAAUACUAUGCUAACUGGGAAAGUGGAAAGAGAGGGGAAUUUGCCUCUUUUUUCUAACCCACCAAUUCAAAACCUGCCUUUCAGCUUAAGGAAUUUUUAGACUUAAGUUCACUGUGAUAUCCCCAGUGCCUAGAAGAGUGCUUAGCACAGAGUAGACAGUCAACAGAUAUUUGGUGGGUGAAUGCUUCCUACAUUAGCUAGAGAAAUUCACAAUCCACAUGAGUCCAAAAAUUUCCCUGGGAAUGCUCAUCACAGCACCCUUUGCUCCCAGGCUCACCAGUGAUACGAAUUGGAAGUAUCUAUUACCAGUCCCCUGUGCCCAAGUCUCUGGUGUUCUCUGAGCCAGGCGCCCUCAGCAGGCAUCUCACUCAAUUACAAAUAGUAAUUGUUUAGAAAGGCUUGAAAUUUUCUUCACUUCAAGGCAAGGAUUUUCAGUAUAAAAAUAAAUUCAUUCACUCAAAAAUUCAUUUGUGUGUAUAUGAGAGGCUACGCUCGAGACUGUGGGAGAUACAAAGACAUGAAUAAGACACAGUCCCUGACCUCAGGGAGCUUACAAUCUAGUGGGGGAGGUAAGAUAUAAGGCAUGUAGAGUGCUGCUUUUGGGGCAAAAAAAAAAAAAAAUCUAUAUCAAAUAGAAUUUUCUAGUUCUCUUUAUCCUAUAUUUUUCAUGACUCUAAAAUCAAGGUUUCAAUUAUUUAGCAGAAUUAUUAGAUUUUGUUUCCUUUUUCAUAUAUGCAGAAACAAUACUAAAAAGUAUAGGCAACUGUAAUAAAAUAGAAUGCAUUUCAUAUAGAGUGAAUCCUGUAAAAUGCCCUAUUUCCAUAAUGGCUUCUAUUACGAAAUCUCCUAUAACCAAAGGGAACUUUCUAAUUGCAGGAUUGCUCCUUCACAGUUGUACACCCAACCUCCCCAUCACAUUUAUUUCUGUAAACCCUAGACAGUUCUCCCAUGAAAGGAUAUUCUGCAUCUCUAUAUGUCUUAGCUUUCUGAAUAUUUUUUAAUCUGUUGCCUUUUAGUGUUCAACGGAGAACUGGGAUAAAUAUUAUAUUUGGCCUUUAGGUGGCGCUGACUGACCUAAAAUAUAAACAGCUCCCCUCAAAAUUUGAAAUUGAGCUAUUGGAUUAUGUUAAAGCAAGGUUUCCCAACCUCAGCAUUAUUGACUUUUGGGGCUGGAUAAUUCUUUGUUUGGGGGGACUGUCCUGUACUCUCUAGGAUGCUUAGUGGCAUCCCUGGCCUCUACUCACCAAAUGCCAGGAGCAUAGCAGUCCCUCCUGGGCUUGUGGCCACCCAAACCAUCCCCAGACAUUGCCAUAUGUUCUCUGAGAUGCAGAACCCCGCUUUGUUGAGAACCACUGAGUUGAACAAAUCUGCUAUGAGAAUUCGAUUACAAUGAGGAAUACUUAGCUGAGAAAUUUUAGUUCUGCUGGAUAUGUUUGGACUCAACAUUUCUAACAGAUUCAUCAUCUUCCCUUUUGUAAAUGAUUCUUCAACCUAGUUUAAUCAUUUCUAUUAAUGGCACCUAGUAAUCCAAAUAAAAAGCAUCCAAGCCUUUUUUUGUUUCCUCUAUCCAGUCAAUUGUUAAAUCCUAAUAAUUCUAACAUCUUUUUUUUUUUUACAUUCAUCCCUUCCUUCCCUUCCCUCUGCAGUUUUCCAGUCAGACUUUCAUUACUUUAUUAAUUUCCCUCAGUACUUCUGACCUCAACCAUAAUAAAAUACCUCUAAGUGGUCUUUCUGCCACUAGUCAUUGUUUCUCCACACUCAAGUCCAGCCCAAAUCUCAGCGUGAGCUCAUUCUUCCUUAAGUACUGCUCUAGUCAUAUUACUGCCCAAUUUCAAACCCCCAGUGGCUCCCUGGAUUUAACUCAGGUGCCAGCUGUCCUGCCCUGUGGCAUUCAAGGCUUGCUCAAGUAUGAUCCCAAAGCUCUUCAUCCAUUUCUCAGAAAACACACCCGAUGUGGCAGCAUACUUAACACAGGCCCCCUGCUUUCCAGCCCCAUGCCUCCCUUUUGCCUGUACCUGGAAACCUCUCUUCCUAGUCUACACCUAUGGAAAUCUUACCUGUUCCUGAAAGUCCAUCAAAGUACUGCCUCUGUGAAAUAUUUUCUGACUCCCCAGACCCCAACCAAAUACAAUUCUAUUUUCUUUGAAACCUUAUAGCAAAUGUCUUGAGUCUGGAAGAAGAGAACUUUGUAUAGUAUUUUAUGUAAAACACAGACUCUAUAUACCUGCCUGCCCCCUCCCCUUGCACUAACCCAGUCUUUCCUACACUAGAUUUUAGCUACCUGUUGGUAUGGACUGUGUCAAAAGUUUGCUGUGUACCUUUUAAGAGUAGGCACUCAAUAAAUAUUUAUUGACCUAAA
Miniopterus natalensis is the source of this 7994-nucleotide messenger RNA. It is a transcript of the gene MYPN, whose product is annotated as myopalladin. Lineage: Eukaryota; Metazoa; Chordata; Mammalia; Chiroptera; Miniopteridae. The record is from RefSeq and is a predicted model, not a curated record.